AUGAGUCUCCUCAAAGAGCGCAAGCCGAAGAAGCCUCAUUACAUCCCCAGACCGCCAGGAAAGCCAUUCAAAUACAAGUGCUUCCAGUGUCCCUUCACCUGCAACGAGAAAUCCCAUCUUUUCAACCACAUGAAGUAUGGUCUCUGCAAAAACUCUAUUACUUUAGUGUCAGAGCAGGACCGCAUUAUUAAGUGCCCAAAGACCAGCUCCUUGGAGCCCAAACAGAUCAACCAGCUAGAACCUACAGCCAAGCCAACGUCCUCCAAAUCCAUCGCAAAUGGACUCUCAAAUCUCGAUUCAAAGCCCCAGUAUCCUUUUGCCAAAGAAGAUGCCAAGGAAAACGUUGAGUUACAAAACCAGGCAACAAGCACAGCAAUUCAAGGGCAGAAAGCUGCAAUCCCAAAGGAAUUGGCUCCAGCCAGCACAGCAGAAACUGCCCUCGGCAUGCAGCCCCUCUUGGACAGCAUCGUAAGGCCCUCGGCUUUUGUUCCUGUAGGAGAACACAGGGAUAGUAAAGGCCCCGAAGCUAACGACGUGUCUGAUGUUAUAUCCCUCGCUAACAAGGGUUCACCUUUUCACGCCAAGUCGGCGUUCCACGCACCCAGUCACCCAUGGAAAGCAGGUUCUCCUUUCCUCCCGGAGUUUCCCCACAAAGUUGCUCCCACAAAAGGCUUUGGUUCCAUCUCCCCCUACAUGCAGCCGGUGAUCCCAGAGUACUCGCCCCACUUCUACGAGCACCGGCUGGCAAUCUACGCACCCUACCUGCUGCCGGGGAACGCAGAGUGCGAAACCUCGGCCCUCUCCGUCUAUGGCACACAAGACCAAAGGCACUUUCUUCCCCACCCUGGGCCGCUUCCAAAACCAAUAAAUCCAUCGGCCUAUGAACACUAUCGAUUGUUCCAACAGUAUCACUCCACUCCUCCGAUACCGUAUGGAUUUUGCAGGCCAACAGAUCCUCCAUUUUACAGAUUUUCCCACGUCGCCGGUAUCAACAGAGAGCAGAGUUCUCACCUAAUGGAAGAAACCGGCCUGCUGUACCCUGCUCCUCUAAGCCCAUCCCAACAAUAUUCUUUAAGCGCGCACAAAAAACAGGCAGAUUAUGAAAAAGAAAUGACACUGCUGCACGGCAAGGGUCACUCCAAGGAGGAGCAGAGCGAAAGGGAGAACGCGAAGAUGAGCCCGCUGGCGGGCAGCGCGGCCACGGGCUCCCCGGGCAGGCCCAGCCCCACCAACUUCACGCAGACGAGCCAGGCCUGCCAAGGCCUCUUCGACCUCUCCAGCAAGGCACCCGCUGCCCUGCUGGCCAAGCACGACCAGCCAGAAGACAAUUUCACCGCGUUCAGGCCCGUGAGGAAAAGCGCCGAGCAGGCGGCUCCAGCCCAGGGCGCGCACGCGCCGCAGGAGCGGGGAGAUUCGCCCACCAGCAUUAACGUCACUGAUGAAGAUCCCUACGUUCCCAGCGAAUGCCGUGGCAACGAGGGCUCCCUGUCCAACACGGAAGACGACGCAGGGGCAGCUCCUCUUAAUCUUUCCAAGAAGCCCGACACGGACACGGGACCUGUUCAUGAGCACACGUACAAAAACACUUCCACAGCGGAAAGCCAAAGCUUUCUGGAAUUGCAGGACGUGCCGCUGAACCUCUCCGUAAGAGACUCCUGCAACACGGGCAGCCUCCGGAGCGCGGCGCUGCCCGGCGCUGCCGCUCCCAAGGCCGCCGGUGACACCGCUGCCGCGGACACGGGCAGUCCCCAGACCCCCGCGAGCAGCGCUGCGGACAAACCUUCCUUCCCAGCGGCCCGCGGCCAAGCCCAAGACCUGAGAAUAAUUGACAGCUGUGAUGAGCAGAAGCAAACGGCGGCCGUGGCGCUCUGCCAGCUGGCCGCGUACAGCCCCGGCAAGGCCCGCGCGGGCAGCGACGGGCAGGCUCCUCAGGACUGCAAAGCUGCGCCUACGGAAGCUGCCCGUAACUCUUCAGAGGCUCAGGAUGCUCAAAGCAACCAAAAAGCAAAAGGACAAAAAAGGACAAACCAGAAAGAAUCCACAAAGUCACAGCAAGGCACUAAACGAGUACGGCCAAAUGACUGUAGCAGAGUCUUCACUUUGAGGAAGAGAACAAGAGUGUCAUAG
Messenger RNA from Nothoprocta perdicaria, 2127 nucleotides. RefSeq names its product zinc finger protein 750 (gene ZNF750). Gene Ontology annotation, biological process: positive regulation of transcription by RNA polymerase II; epidermis development. The record is from RefSeq and is a predicted model, not a curated record. The transcript has 2 exons. Bases 1 to 2127 code for a protein of 708 amino acids. Gene Ontology annotation, molecular function: promoter-specific chromatin binding; DNA-binding transcription activator activity, RNA polymerase II-specific; RNA polymerase II cis-regulatory region sequence-specific DNA binding. NCBI's taxonomy places the organism in Eukaryota, Metazoa, Chordata, Aves, Tinamiformes, Tinamidae. Gene Ontology annotation, cellular component: nucleus.